UCGAAUUUAAUGAUAUUAAUGAGUCCAACCAAAUUCGUAAUAUUUACGGAAAUUUUUAAUAAAUCAACACCAAUCAAAUAUAAUGAUUACGCAAAGUUGGAUUUACCUUCCGUUAAAUCGUUUUGGUCCUUGGCCAUCUCCAAUUCGAUCGACAAUGAAGUAUUAGUUGCGAUAUCAUGUUUUAAUGAAAAAGAUGUAAUGGGCAGGCAAGAUAAUUCCAGUAUUCAAGCAGAUACAGAUGCUGAAAAAGGACUUGAUUUUAUAACUCGUAUUCCCCCUACAACUUUUGUUAUUUCUGCUCGUAAAAAUUCAAGGAUUUCAACUACUGUUGAUAAUAUUGGUGGAGUUUUGCAUUUCUUGUGUAAUAAUCCUUCCGAUGAAUUCACUGAAUUAAUUAUAAUGAAUGCUUCAGGAAUUUCAAAAGCUAAAAUAUUUCAUAAAAAUAAUUUUCAAAUUCUAACUACUGGAUCGUUCUUUAACAAACAAAUUAUUUCUGAUGAAUUUCACUUCCCUUCAAAUGUUGCAAUUAAAAUUCUAAAAUUAUACGAAGAAACUUCAUGUAAAAGUUUUUUAAAUUCGAUUAUUGAAAGAAAUUAUUUCUUUGCUGAAGAUUUUAAAACUAAUAGAAUUGAAAUGUAUAACUUAAAAUCUUGUGAAUUAGAAAUGACUUUUCAAAAACGCGAAGAAAUCGAAGAAAUCACAUCAAAUACAACAAUUUUUGCAAUUUCUAAGAAUAAUAGUUUAUUGGCCCAUUGUAGUGGUAAUAAAUGUAUUACAAUUUAUUUAAUGGAAAAUGGUCUUGAAGUUACAACGAAAUUACUUAAUAGCACUAAUAGGAUCUUAUCUAUAUCAUUUAUUAAUAAUGAUGAACAAUUAUUUAUUAUUGCUGAAGAUGAAAUCGGUUAUCAUGAUGAUGGAACUGUUAAAUUUGCUUCCAUUAUAUUUAUUUGGGACAUUUUCACUUAUAAAAAUACUUUACAUAAAAUCGAAAACCUUGAAAAUGUGUUUCCAACGUUACAAGAAAAUACCGGUCAUUCGAUUGCAAGGUCAAGUGAAAAUAUUAUCUCCAUCACGGAGAAUGGAAAAAUCUUCUCUAUACCCCAUCACCCUGACAUCGAAUCAUCAAUAGAGAAAAGUCUGGAUUAUCAUUCCAAAAAACUUAAAACACUUUCAUUCGAAAACGUUAUAGAUCGAUCUUCAGGAAAAUAUCAUCAUUAUCAUACGAUCUAUCAAUUAGACGGAAAAUGUAUGACGGAACAUGAGGGAACUUUAGUUAACGACGAUAAUAUCUUUCGAUUAGAUGAUAAGUUGGCUACUAAAACGGAAAAUAAACGAUCCGUCGUCGUUAACAAUAAAGAACCAUGGGUAAAAUAUAAACGAUAUCAACGCACUUCAGCUUACUUGGACGAAAAGAAAACAACUCAACUUAUUAUUGGUGAAACGAGUGUCCAACUCAAUAGUUCAAAACCAGAGACAAUUAAGGUUCAUUGGCCACAAAAAACUCACGUUUUAGAGGAUGCAUGCGAAGCCUUAAAACUUUUAAAUCGACGAAAAUGCGAACCAGUUGGACCAAAAAAUCAGAAUAAAUUUGAAGGACUGGUUAAUGAUACGGAAAAUUUUAUCGUUCACAUUAUUAAAACACAACCGGAUGUUUGGAGAUUAUCAGAAGUUCGAUUUAACCUAAUGGCUAAUCUUAUUCACGGGGAACGAGCUGCUUUAAUACAACAUAUUCUAUUCGAGAAUAAUGCGACUAAUCCAAAUCAUUCAAAUCGCAUUUGUCGAUUUUUACAUUUGCCAAGACUUUAUGAUUGGGGGUAUUCAGAGAAAGUUAGUGACUUGGAAAUUGCAAUUCAAAAUUCGGAAGGCGAACAUCGUAAAGGUUCAGUAAUAGCCGCAAUGUUGAUUGAUUAUUAUUCUAAUAAUGCAAUGCAAAGUACAGGCUGGAUGUUUACUAUAAGCAAAAUAAUUCCCUUGUUAAAGGAAUAUCAUUUAGAGAUAUAUAUCAAGGAAUUAUUUUAUAAACCAUGUUUUGGUGCAAGAGAAGAACAUUUGGAUCCUUCAUUUGUUGACCAAACGAAACUGAAAAUAGGCUACAGUGAUUCGAUUUUCACGUUGGACAUUAAACCAGGUCUAAUACAAAAACAAAAGAAGUCAUCUUUUUGGAAAAAAGUAAAACCAAUAUUUAAAAGGAGAACGAAUGGACAACCUGAAGAUUUACAACUAACAAAUUUACGUGUAGUUCCACUUCCAGAUUUCACAGUUUAUCCCAAAGGUAAUAAUAAUUAUCAAAAACCUCCUAAUUGGAAGAUUCCUUUCCUACUCUUAAAGGUAAUCUUCAUACCGAAAGGUUAUACGGUUCAAAAAGAUGAACAACGAAGUCCCUUUCUACGUUUCAUAAGACAUGAUGAGAAUGAUGAAUAUUACGAUAAUCCAGCAAUGGAAGCUUGCAUAAAUUUCAAAUGGAAGUCAGCACGUAAUCAUUUUAUCCUACAAAUUAUAUUAUAUAUGCUUUACGCACUUUCAUUUGGUCUACUCACUGGAGUUGUUGGGGUUUUUAAAGCUGGUGUAUUAUUCUAUAUAUUGGUUAUAAUAUUUUAUUAUCUCGGAUACUAUCUUUUGGCAAAAGAAGUAAUUCAAUUACAUUAUGAUAAAUGGAAGUACUUUACAUUUUAUCACAUUGUUGAUUUUUUGUCUCGAGCUGCUCCUCUUGCAUCAUAUACGGCAUUUCUUAUUACCAAAUUAAGGUCUGGAAUUAAUAACGAUAAUCCUAAAUUUUCGGAUUUAAAAAAUCUGGGCCUUGAUGCAAUUGGCCUCGAAAGAUCCAAUCUCUGCACAUUAUAUCAACAUGAUCGUAAAUAUAAUGCGUGGAGUAUCAACAUUCAUCAUAUUUAUGGGUCUUGUGAUAGUUGGAUUUGGUCACUCUAUGUGAAUCCGGAAUUAAUUAAUUUGACACCUUCAGGACAAAGUUUUGACAUAGUAAAUACGACAUCAAAUACAUCAAUUCCUGAUUUAAGAAUUGUUGAAAGUUACGAUCUCGAUUCUACAAGUGAUAAUUAUUAUCGAAAAUUUGGGAAUUCUAUUAUAGCUGUAUAUUUUUGGAUGCUUGGCAGAUGGGAUCAAAUGGAAAUGUGGGAUUUUUGGCCAAUUACUGUAUUAAGUAUAACCGCAAGUAUUUUGUUAGUCAUUAUUAUGCAAAAUAUGUUAAUUGCAUUUAUGACAGGUGUAUUUGAUGAAACAAAAUCUAAUGUUAAACAAGCUGUCUUAAAAUUUCGAGCGGAUGUAAUAGCAGAUUAUGAAAUGAUAGAUAAACCAUUUGGUAAUGACAAAGGAAAUCCAAGAUAUAUUUAUUAUGUUGGUAGAUCCGAAGUUCAAGAAGAAUGGUUAGCAAAGUCUGAAAGACAAAGGCAAGCGCAUAAAUCUUUGUUAGCAGAAGACGUUCAUUCACACAAAUUUGAUGAUAAUAAUUAUAUAAAUGAUGAUAAAGGUAAUAUCGAGCAUCAUAGUAGAGGUGACAAAUCAAUGACUUCUUUAGGAGAUGAAUUAUUUAACGUUGAAGGAUUUAAAGGUACUAGAGCAAGUGAAAGUGGCAAGAUACAGAAUUUUGAAUUUAAGGUUGAACCAGAGAGUGAUGAUAAUGAAAAUGAGAAUAAUAAAAUCAAUAUUCUAGAAAAAAAGAUUGAUAUGCUAUCAAUAGAUGUUACAAAUAGAAUAAACGUCAUGGAAGAAAACCUUAAAGAAUUAUUAAAGUUAAUGAAAGAAGGAAAACAAUCUUAA
Messenger RNA from Funneliformis geosporum, 3774 nucleotides. The record is from the annotation of a GenBank genome assembly. Lineage: Eukaryota; Fungi; Glomeromycota; Glomeromycetes; Glomerales; Glomeraceae.